AUGAUANAGAACACAUCAGAUCCAUUGGAGCUGGUGAAGACAGCGUUUAACGCGACAAUGAAACAGAUAACUGGCGUGGCGAAGAAGUCACAANCUUCCCCGCCAAACCUCAUAAAACAAAAACUCACACUCCUAAAGAGGCUACGCAAGNUGCAGAAGGAUCCGAGGACGAAAAUGGCGUUGGAUCAAUGCAAGGAGCUAAUGGAUUACGCAAUCGGUGAGCUUAGCAAGUCGUUUGAGGAGUUGGGGAGGUUUGAGUUUCAUAAGGUUGACGAGGCAUUGGUUAAGCUGAGAGUUUGGCUUAGCGCAACGAUUAGUCAUGAGGAAACUUGUCUUGACGGGUUUCAAGGGACGCAAGGGGAUGCAGGUGAGACGAUUAAGAAGGCAUUGAAAACCGCUGUGCAGUUAACGCACAACGGGCUUGCAAUGGUCACCGAGAUGUCGAAUUAUUUAGGGCAAAUGCAAAUUCCGGAGAUGAAUAGUCGCAGGCUUCUGUCCCAAGAGUUCCCUUCGUGGAUGGAUGGGCGAACGCGUAGGCUUUUGAACUCUCCUAUGUCCGAGGUUAAGGCAGAUAUCGUAGUGGCUCAAGAUGGAAGCGGACAGUAUAAGACGAUCAACGAGGCAUUGAAUCAUGUCCCCAAGAAGAAGAACACGACUUUUGUGGUUCACAUUAAAGGUGGAAUCUAUAAAGAGUACGUUCAGGUGAACAGAAGCAUGACACAUCUUGUUUUCAUCGGUGAUGGUCCUGACAAAACUGUCAUUUCCGGCGACAAAAAUUACAAGGAUGGUAUUACCACCUACAGAACCGCCACCGUUGCAAUCGUUGGAGACCAUUUCAUUGCCAAGAACAUGGGGUUUGAGAACACGGCAGGGGCAAUAAAACAUCAAGCGGUAGCGAUUAGAGUUCUAUCAGAUGAAUCGAUAUUCUACAACUGUAGAUUCGAUGGUUACCAAGACACUCUGUACGCACAUUCCCACCGUCAGUUUUACCGGGAUUGUACUAUAUCGGGCACCAUCGAUUUUCUCUUUGGAGACGCAGCUGCGGUAUUCCAAAAUUGUACUUUAUUGGUAAGAAAGCCACUCCCGAACCAAGCAUGUCCCAUUACCGCCCACGGACGUAAAGAUCCGCGUGAAUCCACAGGAUUCGUGCUCCAAGGGUGUACGAUUGCUGGCGAACCGGAUUACUUGACAGUCAAGGAAACCAGCAAAUCUUAUCUUGGAAGGCCAUGGAAAGAGUAUUCAAGAACUAUCUUCAUGAAUACGUUCAUCCCGGAUUUUAUUCCGCCGGAAGGAUGGCAACCAUGGCUUGGCAAUUUUGCCCUUGAUACACUCUUCUACUCAGAGGUACGGAACACUGGACCGGGUGCAGGUGUCACAAAACGAGUUACUUGGCCCGGAAUCAAGAAGUUGAGUGAAGAAGAAAUCCUUAAAUUCACUCCAGCUGAAUACAUUCAAGGUGACGCUUGGAUUCCAGGUAAAGGUGUUCCGUACAUCCCAGGUCUUUUCCCUGGAAACAGCUCAGGAACCGAUCCAAGUGAACUGGACUCCGCAAAUUCUACAACAACUGGCUCCAACACAACAGAGUCAUCAGAUUCGCCAUCAACGGUAACGUCUCCUUCAAAUUCUCCACCAGCUGGUCAUCUUGGUUCCCCACCAGCUACACCUUCAACUGUAGUGUCUCCUUCAGCUUCACCACCUGCUGAUUAUCAGGGUUCCCCAUCAACUUCACCUUCACCUUCACCUUCUCCUUCAGUUUCUCCAUCAGCUUCUCCAUCAGCUUCUCCUUCAGUUUCUCCUUCAACCUCCCCAUCUGCUUCUCCUUCAGCUUCACCAUCAACUUCUCCAUCUGCUUCACCAUCAGAUUCCCCAAAAAGCUCGGUUUGAGAUGGAUUCAAAAGACCAGGUCUAACUAGAGAUCGAGUGCUUUCUACUCGUAAACUUUUUUUUGGUUUUGAUAUUUUGGCUAACCUUUUGAGGACAUCAGGUUCAGCAUUAUUGGUGUACCAAGUUAAUGAGGUUAUCACUAGCUUUGUAAAUUCAUGUUAACUCGCCAUGCAUGUAUCUAUAUACUGUAAUUAUCUUUUCUAUAUAAAAUUAAUUAGUACAUCAUCUUGUAUAAAUGGGAGGGUUUUUAUU
This is a messenger RNA of Camelina sativa (false flax), 2136 nucleotides long. Lineage: Eukaryota; Viridiplantae; Streptophyta; Magnoliopsida; Brassicales; Brassicaceae. The record is from RefSeq and is a predicted model, not a curated record.